Molecule: messenger RNA, 830 nt
Organism: Pistacia vera
Lineage: Eukaryota; Viridiplantae; Streptophyta; Magnoliopsida; Sapindales; Anacardiaceae
Exons: 1
Coding region: 90-716 (208 amino acids)
Source: RefSeq, a predicted model, not a curated record
CGACUGAAGCUAGGUUUGCCAAACUGAAGAGCCAAACACGGCUUCUAAAGAAAAUUUCUCUUCUCUCUCUUUCUGUUUAUUGCAACAAAAUGGCGGCAACCUCUUCUAGAAGAUCAUCGACUGGACCGGUUGUUCGUUCACUCUCGCCUUCCGGCAGAUUCUACAACUCUCAUUACACAUCAUCAUCCUCUUCCUCCCCUGCUUUCGCUUAUUCAACCUCCAGUUUCUCUUCUAGAUCUUCCCCUUUCUUUACCAGAUCUGCUUCUCCAACACGUGUGAACCUCUACGGUAACAACAAACCGAUUCAGUCCACCUCAGCUCACUCAGUCCAGUUCGUAUCACCUCACCGCGCCAUCACUUCUCAUAACAUAAACAACAAUCAAGUUAAAGUUCAGGUAUUGAAAAAUCAAGCCAAACCGAAGAGGACGUGUAUGUGUUCUCCUACAACGCACCCUGGCUCCUUCCGAUGCAGCCUCCAUAAAAAUUUUAAUUCUUCACAGUCUCAGGCUACCAAUUCACCAAAUAAUCGGCUACAUGCUAGGAGAUCGGCUAUGACAAACUCGCUGGUUAGGAUUGGAGGAGUAGAAGGGGAUUUGGUGAAGAGAGCUUUGGCGGCUUUGAUUCGGCCGUCUUCUCACCAGCAAAGACGGCGCGCUGCUUUCCAGCCUCGGCCAAGCCGCUUAUCUAUCAUGUCCAAAGCUCAGGAUGAUUUAUGACCAAAGAUCAAAUUCCUGGACUUGGACUCUGAUUUGUUUUGUUUGUGUAUAUAUAGAAAUGUGAUAUAGAAAUAUAAUAUAAAAAAUCCGAGCUAUUUAUUUUGAGGCGCUUAA